AAAAAUAGUGAAACAAAUAGCAUAUAGUUUAUAGUGUAUAGUUUAGACAUAGACGUCAUGGAAAGACUUCUUCCUGUAUUGCACAGGUCUUGUGUGCACUUGUACUGUGUUAAUAUUAUAGCCACAAUAAACUCAUAUGGUGUGCAGUAUACACUAAAUAGAUUAAAUUAAAUAUGACAAUUACUAAUUUGUUGAAUUUUCUAUCACUAUUUGGUUAGUUGGUUUACAUAAUGGCUUGCAUGGUCGUCAUGCACCUAUGAUCCUCUUGAUGCUUCUACUGCUUCUGCCGCUUUUUUAAUGAAGCAUUCACAGAAAGCUCAAAUGAUACCUCAGACAUAAUUAUGAAAAUGAGCUCUCAAGGCCGUGGAUGUUAUUGUCCACACAGGAAAUUCUUACAUCACUCUGCUCUCUUCAAGAAGGCUAUCAACAUUGUUCCUCUUCGCUAUUCAUUUGAUUUUGUUUCAUUGAGCUUUUCGGAAACAUGACACACACUUGUAUAACCAUAGGCAAUAAUGCUAUUGAAAUAUGGUCACAAACAUGCUUAUAUUAGGUCAUGGACAGGCCAAGAAAAUGAGUCUAGAAAUUCCAUUCAGUGUGAACAUAAUGGUAAUCAAAUGUUAUGUAACUUUUAUUUAUAUUUUCGUCAAACAAAGGUUUGUCUGGUCCAUGGGAUUUAUAGACGAUAUAUAGGUCAGUUAUUUGUUGUCAUUAUUCCAUAACUUGUAACAAAAGUUGUACUGGGAUGUAAGACACAGUGAAACAAGCAGAUGGUUUUAUGAACAUAAAGUAUCUGUGUUAAAUAUGAAGCAAAUGAGUGGCGCCAAACUGGAUGGACUUAAAUGUUUUUUCUUUCUCGAAUAUUAUUUAAUCAAAACUGAGCUUGCACUUUUUUAGAUGUUGAACUCAUUACAAACAAAUCAUUUUAGUCCGAGCUAUGUCUGAAAAACUGUUGACUUGAUUGUCAUGUAAUUUUGUACAGACGUUUAUGCUUCCCUGAGGGGCCGUGCUCUGGGGAUUUUGGAUGUCCACUGACUUUUCCAGUAGCGCCACCAUGAGGUUCACAUUUGUGUUUUUUAGUGAAAAGUGGUUUGGUCCAGACAUUCUUGCCCCUCAGGAUGAAUUAUUGCCACUUUGGCAAUAUCUUGACUUUUCGUGUACAUCAUUUUUUUGUCCAAUACUUGAAGCUUGAACCAAAAGUAGGCUUUCAUACUGUAAAGUGUAGAUUCCUCAAGAGUACCUUAAACUCCAGGGAUCAACUUUGUAUUUGUCUUGUGCUCUCUGGAUUUGCGGCGAUGUCAACCGACAGCGUCAGAUGGCCAAGAAGCAGUUUCUGUUCAAAAUAUUUUCAACUGUAGCGACUUGGAAUCCAGAAACUUAUUUUUGACACAAAUCCUUGUGGAAGCAGACAUGUAGCCACAAUAAACUGAGCCUAAAUUAGGGGUGGUUAAGUUUUCAUGGCAGUAACCCAAUGAUAUAUAGGCUACCACUUAUAUGGGAAUGACAUACUGAAGACCAAUGCCCAACAUUCUCCCAGGACUACACUUUGGGUGGGGAAAAAGGCUUCUGCACUUGUGGAAGUUAAAUCUUGGGAAUCUUUGGUCAGAUUCUGGAGAAUGAAUAUCAGGUAGCCUUAAAGAAAGCUUGUUUAAAAUAUAUGUAAUGUUGCUCAUAGUCUACUCUUAUCUGUGCCGUAUGUUCAUGUUUUAUUGUGAGUGUUAUUGCGAGUGCAAACAUUACAAACUUAAAUCAUGAGCCAGAUCUCUGGAGCUUUUGGUGUUGUUGCUGUAUAAUGCAUUUUUCUUUUUAAAAUAAUGACAAAAAAUUGUCACAUUUUACCAGUUGCCAGUGUCUGCCCUUUCUGUAACAUUGGUUAUUUUGCUUCUAGCUAGUCUGAAAAUAACUCUUGCUUUUUUGAAUGUUUUUGGUAACCUGGCAACAGUAGUCAAGUGGAGAAGUGUCUGCUGCUUUCCUUUGCCAACGGAUGCUCUUUUCCUCUGUCUCUCCUUUCUCAUUUGCUCUUAAUGUAUGUCUUAAAAAUGAGAUAGUAAACUGAUAUUGAAUUGCAGUGGAACAUUAUGUUAGUUGUUGUUAUAAAUCUAUUAAAUGCUAUGAAAUUUGGUUGAUUAUCUGGAUGACUUAUAUGUAUAUUUUGUGUAUGUUCUCAGUUAAUUAUCAGAAGAGACAUUUCUGUUUAUGUUUUCAGAGCACUCUUAUUUUGAAAGCUCUACCUGUCACUUACCUGCGCGUUAAGACUUUACAACAUUGGAAAAGAGGACCCCAGGAUAAUUUGUCCUUUAUGUUUGUGCCAUCUUAUUUAUGAUUUGUUAUAGACGCUCUCUGAACUGUCCACAGAUGGAUCCCAUCAUUCACUACAGGAAGCUCCACCAUGUGGCCUAUGCAACCUGCUGCACUACCAACUCCUGCUGAGGGAUGACUGGGUUUGUCAGCCUCUCCAGAUAUUCCCGCCUUUUCUUUUCAACUCGACACCCUUGUGUUUCUCUCCACAGGGGCAGGGAAACGGGCAGUCAAGGGAAAACAAAAUGUACACCUGCGUCUGGAAUGGUCUCUUCCACUAUUCUGCAAGCCUCCCCUGAAUGAGUCAUCCAGCUGGCUCCUCAUUGGAUAAGACCAUGCCAUCCCAAGGGAUUGCCUUGCAGAGGCAGAAAGGCCUUGCUUCCAUUCACAGAAACAUUGGUAUGCCAGCCUGCUAUUUCAUUCACAUAAAAGACUAAAUAUUGCAUGCUUUUUUGUCCUCUUCUCUUAUCCUCCUUUGUCUUUUUGCCUCCUUUUUUUGAUUUGCGAGGGCCUGCCUUUUCUUCCCUGCUUUUGUGUUUGCCUUUUUUUCUGAGGAGAGAAGGCAGACGUGCUGUCUUUUUUUUUUUUCUAUGUUUGCCAGGCAGGAAAGAGAGAUGUUGGGAGGGACUGCAGUGCGAAAUCUGCAGCAGAGUGAGAGCGGAAGCUGCUUAUGAAUGAGUGUCAGUCUUUCGGCUUUGCUAGAUGCUCCUGAGGACAUUUUACAUGAAUGGUGUCUGGCUGUGUGCUUUCCGCUACCGGGGAGACAAAGAUGCUUCUUUGCUGCUGGUUUUAAGGAGACUCAUUGGCCUUUUCUGUUAUCCUUUUGGUUGUUUCAUUGACCCAUCUGCCUGAGAAACAUGUCAUUCAUGUUGUGUUUUUUUGAAUAUCAUUCAUGUAGUUCAACCUGGACCAAUUGCUGUGUAUUUUAGACUAGCUGUUAGAUUAUAUCUGCUUCCUAGUUGUCAACUGAAUGUUUUAUUCCUUUGUUGCAGGAUACAAAUGGAGAAUUAGUGCUACACAUUAGACAAAUGGUCUCAAAACAAUUUUAUGGAAAUAAAUAGCUUUAUUCAGUUUUGCUUUAAUGCCUGAUUAUAAACAUUUUGUGCAGAAACAACAAGUGUAUUAUUUAGUCAUAGGUUUUUGAAAGUACAUAACUGAGAACCAGGAGUGAUGUCUGCCCAUACUCUGCAGCUAUUAUAAAUUAACAUGGACAAUAUAUUAAUGAUGUUGCGUAUUUCCAGUCAUGUCAAAAUUUUCCUGUGUUUUUGCUUUCAGUGAUUUAUAGAGGUUUAUUUUGCAUCCUAUAAGGAAAAGGACAUCUUAAUGAAAUGUUUGAAUAGAGAUUUUAUUCUUGAAUCAAAGAUGUCUUUAUUUUGGCAGACAAUUGUAUCUGUAAAUUAGGUGUAGGCUAGUUCCCAUUACUUAUUUCAUUAUUGUCUCUGUGAUUAGUUUGUUGUCCGUGUCAAACUUUUAUUGCAAUUUUUACCGGUUCAUCCAUUUUGUAAGAUAUUGAGUAUUAUAGGAAUUCAAGCAAAUUAUUAUGAAUAAUUAUGUUGCUAAGUUAAAUAAUCAAACUUCCGCUCGUUCCUCAUUUCCUUUUCUCAGAAAAACAAAUACGACGGAAAGAAUUACAGGAAAUAAAUAUCAGACUAGGGAAUUUAAAAAUUGAUGGGUUCUAGUGUGCUGUAAGUGGGAGGUUUUUUUCUCCCUCCGACAGGAAGUGAUUUGCAGUGUUCAGCAAGCCUUUUGUUGAGAAGGUUUUCUCAGAUCAGUGAGUCAUGCUUUAGCUCUGAGCCGGCAGGCAGGCAGGCAGGCAGGCAGGCAGGCAGGCAGGCAGGCAGGCAGCAGUCAGUAGAGAGUAUUUGCUCUUCCCUCGCAGUAUCCGUGAUCAUCGACAACAUAGACCUUUCUCUGUUCUCUUACUUUUUGGAUUUUUGACGCCAGAAAUCAGCAGCAGCAGCAGCAUCACCGCUGGAACCCAAACAAGCUGCACCACAACACUGGCAGCCUUUUAGGGACCUUUUUCUCUCCAUCCUCUGCUUCCUCUGCCUCAAUGCUGUGUUUCCAUGGAUUGUGUCUGUGUAUUUCUCUCUGACGGAUUGGAUUGCAGCUCUGGAUUUCAUUGAGAGCAGAUUGGACUUUGGUGACAGCAGCAGCAGCAGCAGCAGCAGCAGCUCAACACAUCCACCACUGUAACCUCAAUAGAGAAAAUUACAGUCAGGUGGCCUGUGAUUGCUAAAAGGCGUUUGCUGCCUGUACCGCUGCUGCUAUGUUACAGGAGAGGGUAAUCAGCACGGCUCAGCCACGUCUGCCAGCACACUUGUGAAAGAGGCAGGCUGUGCGUGUUGGUUGGUGGAGAGAGGGGAGAGAGCAAGAGAGAGAAGGGUAUGCUUCACCGUACCAAAUACAACCGCUUCAGGAAUGAGUCAGUAACAUCCGUCGAUGAGCUUCUCCACGGCCUGUCCAUGAACCCCAAGGUCUCGGCCACCCCCCAGUCUGCAGCCGAGACAUCUUACACACCCCCGACUGAGGUCCAGUCCUCCUCCACCACUACUGCUUCCAGCACCCCCACCAGCCACGGCUCUGACCACCUGGAAGAUGGAGGCACCACCCUCUGUACACUCAUCAACAAGGUGUCCAGCCUGAAAUUCAGUAACUCAGGCAGCUUGCUGGGCAUCAAGGGUCUGCCCUCAGCUGUCAAGGACCUGGCUGUGUCUAAGCUGCAGGUGGGUGGGGGAUCGGGCUCAGGCAGCUCCAGUGGCCCGAGCCCCGGUGUGGCGACUACAGCAGCGACAGCCUCUGGUGUGGGCGGCUCUCUGUGCAGCUCGGCCUCCCAUUCAACCCCCUGCUCACAGCUGGAGCCAGCCGUCAGCAUGAGCAAGAAGAGCAGGCUGGACGAGCUCCAGCCUGGCAGAGAGGACUGGAAUCCAGGUGGAGGUGGUGGACUGGUGAACAAACCCUCCAGAGGAUGGCUACACUCGAGCGAGAAGAUCUCUGGUCCAGGAGUGACAUACAUUGUGAAGUAUCUGGGCUGUAUAGAAGUCCUUCGGUCAAUGAGAUCUCUGGAUUUCACCACAAGAUCACAAAUUACAAGGGAAGCCAUCAGCCUGGUGUGUGAGGCUGUUCCAGGGACCAAAGGAGCUCUGCGGAAGAGAAAGCCACCGUCCAAAGCUCUGUCCAGUAUCCUGGGGAAGAGCAACCUGCAGUUUGCUGGCAUGUCCAUCAACCUAAAUAUCUCCACCAGUAGCCUCAACCUGAUGACCCCCGACGGCAAACAGAUCAUAGCCAACCAUCACAUGCAAUCCAUCUCCUUUGCAUCAGGUGGAGACCCUGACACAACAGAUUACGUUGCCUAUGUAGCAAAGGAUCCUGUUAACAGAAGAGCAUGUCACAUCCUGGAAUGCUCUGACGGGCUGGCCCAGGACGUCAUCAGCACCAUCGGCCAGGCCUUUGACCUUCGCUUCCAGCAGUACCUGCAGUGUCCCUCAAGCAAACUGUCCUCCACACAUGACAGGGUAUUAAACAUGGAGGAGUUACCAUGGACAGAGGAAGAGGAGGAGUCAGCAGAACAUCCUUACUAUAACAACAUCCCUGGCAAGAUGCCACCACCCGGAGGCUUCAUCGACACCCGGCUGACCAAUCAGAAUGCAGCAGCAGAUGGAUGCCAGAUGGGCCCAGGUUCAGUAGAUCAGACGUAUUACCAAGGGCGGCACUGUGGAGAAAACUGGGGAGAAGAAAGAAAGCCCAUAUUCAUACAACAGGGAUCGUUUGAUAUAUGCAGUCUGCCCGAGAGUAAAGGUCAGGCAACGAAAACAGGAGAGAUGCCAGCGUAUGUGAACACUCAGCAGAUUGACGCCCAGGUGCUUGCAGCACUCCAGGCAGAGGCGGAAAAUGUGACAAAGGGCAUGGCGGCUGCAGCCAAAGAGAGCCCACAGAAGGACCUGUUUGACAUGAAGCCCUUUGAGGAUGCCAUUCAGUCGCAGUCCCACCCGGCGUCCCAAGGGCAAGCCCAGUCCCAGGUUUCUGGACUUCACAAGGCAGCAUCCGUGGACAACUCGAGCCCUCUUCUUGUGCGCUCGCUAGCCUUCCGGGCACAGGAGGAGCUGGAGGGCCAGACAUGGUACCAUGGCAAAAUGAGCCGCCGUGACGCUGAAAAACUGCUAAAAGACGAUGGGGACUUCCUGGUUCGUAAGAGCACUACCAACCCAGGGUCCUACGUACUGACGGGCAUGCACAAUGGACUUGCCAAACACCUACUGCUGGUGGACCCUGAGGGCACGGUACGGACAAAAGAUCAUGUAUUUGACAGCAUAAGCCAUCUAAUUGGCCAUCACCGUGACAACAAUCUGCCGAUUGUGUCAGCUGGGAGUGAACUGUGUCUCCUACAGCCCGUUGGAAGGAAACAGUGAUGCUUGCAAUGCCUGAUGGGAAAUAGGAAGCUCUGGACAGUCUCUCCUACCAUCCUGAAACUUGAAGAUGAAACACGAAGAGUAGAUGCUUAAAGGCUCCAUGCGUGACAGUGUUUUGGGGAAAUUGGCCCGUGGUUACUUUACCGGAGGCACUGGAAAGACGCAAGAUUUGUUUAAGAUGAAAAAUAAUUUAUAGAACUGUUAUUAUUUUGUUGUGAUGACUGAAAUGCUAUAUUUUUGAGAAGACAUAGGUGCAUUUGGACAUAAUAUCUUGAUUUGGUGUUUUAAAAGAUAAAAAAAAAAGACAAUUGUAGUUUAGUUUAGAUGAAGUGCAAAUCAAACCUCAAAGAGGUGUUAACAAGAGUAUUUUAGAAUAAAAACCUGAAAUUUUAGUUUUGUCUGUCAAGCACAACCACAUUUCUACAGGAACCAUUGGCUAAGAGGUGGAGGACACAGAAACAGUUUGGACAACAAAUGCUAUUUAUAAUGAAUUACUUUAGGGAAAAUGUCCUUUAAUCUCACCAAUAGCGUGACAGCUCACUCAAUUAGUCACUAUAUGAAAUCUGCUUUUAUUGGGGAUUAGAACUGAAUGUGUUUUGCUUUGCAGUAGUCACAAAGUGUUGGGGUGCAAACAGACAUCCUUCAUAGUGCUGUCAAUGGCUUUAAAGAUAAACUUUUUUUAUGAAGUAUUUUCUUGUGUCACUGCAGUCGCAUGACUUAAAAUCAACUGUUCUUGUGGACAUUGUUCGUAGACCUUGAUACCCCUUUAUUUGAAAGAGGUGCUUGUGUAUGCUGACACUGUAAAAAUAUUUAUGCUUUUCAACCAGUGAUUAUUUCUGAAUUGGUUUUCUCUGGAUUCUUCUUUUAGGUGUGUAGUCAAUGAUUAGUUUUGGGGGCUUGAGUCAUGCAAUGGAUAUUCUCACAUUCUUAAUUAACAUUUUCAGCUUAAUUUGUGAACUUUUAAAAGUUAGUGUUAUCAUUUUUGAAUGAUCACAAAUGAAUAGCACAAUCAGAAAGUUAGAUCAGUUAGAUCAUCUGUGUCAGUUGUACCAAGACAAACUACCGAUGUGUUGAGACGUAAUUUACACUUUUUACUGAAUUAGAGGAAUGUUUGAGUUCACACAGUGUGCACUCACUGCAGAAUGUUUAAUAUUAGAUCACCGUCACUUAUUGAUGUGUGUGGAUAUCUUAUGGUAAGACUACUUUAUUGCCACAAGAUGUCAACACAGAAAUGCUUGUUUACCCCCCUUGUCACACUCACUUGAAUUCUCUUGUGUUAUCACUUAUAAGUAGCAAAGGAUGCUGGCUGUGUAUUGCUUCAACUACUACAGUUCAGGGGAGAAAUCCCACUCUAAGAAGCAAGUUUUCAACCAUUAUUGCUUGCCAGGUCAGCGUUAAUUUGCAUUUUUCAGUCCACUGUACACAAUCGUUCCUCAGAACAGUUUACUGUAUUUAGGUUAUACGGACUGUUUUUGUAGAGUGGGAAUCAAAAUUUUGAAACGGCUUAUAGAAAUAGUACACAGCAGUUCUGGCAAAAAAGACUUUUUAAAUGCUCUCAUCCUUACUAUUGUCAAUACUCUGAUGGAUACCAAAUGAAUGGGGCAUUGUAUUUGAUAUGCACUGGACCACUUCAGUUGAACCAAAAUCAGCAUGUGUUCAAUGAGUUUGACAAGACAGAUGCAAUGUAAUAUAACGUGCCUGUAUUUUGCUGCAAGAGGGAGUGUACAGUACAUGCAUCUCACAACAACACAUAUUUUAGCAAAGAGCAGUAUUGGGAUUGUUAUAAAAAAAAAAUAUCCAGCACCAGAUCCAUUUUGGUUUAAGCCGAUAAGACUUUCCUUAAUUCCUUGUGUCCCUUUAAAAGGGAAGAGGCAGUUUUGAGAGAAAGGUGUGAAGAAAAGGACACAAAGAAUAAUUGAGUUUUUUUUUUUUACACUUAUCCGCCAUUAACUUUUACUUUGUCCAAUUCUUGGUGACAUAAUUUCAUCAAAUCUAAUAUCUUGGGAGAAGGAAUAAUGCGCUAAAUUUAAAAAAGGGGAAAAAAAGAAAGCACUAUGCUAAUGUAAAGAAUUAUUUGGAGAACUGUCUUUAUUUCUAAAGAGCAAAUUUGUAGAAUCAACUUGGCAAAAUGUGCAAAGUUUUGAACAAAGCAUAUACAGCAGGAACAACUCCAUACUUGAAUCUCUCUGAUAACAUGACGAUUAGCUGUGUGGCAUAAAGAAAUUAUACAACCAAACACGCUGGGACACAAAAAGAACAUGGCUUCUUUCCAGAUUUCUGUUGAUGAAAAUGUGCCUUUUAUUUGUACAAAUGGUAUUUUUAUUUCUCUUUUUCUCUCUCUUCAAAGUGCAAUAGCUGAUCUUCAAUGGGGCAUGCCUGUUCACUAGAGGUUGUGUUUUGCCCUGCUGCGUGUUGCUGCUUGAGACUACUGUUUUCUCUCUCUAUCUGUCUCUUUCUCUCCCUCCCUCCCUCUCUAUUAUAUAUUAUAAAUGUAUCAUUUCCAGAUUCUAAAUAUAAAUCUUUGUCGGAGGGAAUCACACAGAAACUCACUAUUUUGGAACAGGUAUAGUAAAAAAAAAAAAAAAAAAAAAAAAAAAGGAAAUAAAAACAAAGAAACAACAAGUCCAAAUGAUGUUUACAGAUUUAAUCUUUUGGUUGUAUGGGUUUAUCAUUAUUCUGUAUGACUGUUGGCAAUAAAACCGUGAAUGUGUAGAA
This is a messenger RNA of Dicentrarchus labrax (European seabass), 9419 nucleotides long. RefSeq names its product SHC (Src homology 2 domain containing) transforming protein 3 (gene shc3). The record is from RefSeq and is a predicted model, not a curated record. The coding region runs from base 4683 to 6704 and encodes 673 amino acids. NCBI's taxonomy places the organism in Eukaryota, Metazoa, Chordata, Actinopteri, Moronidae. Gene Ontology annotation, molecular function: receptor tyrosine kinase binding. The transcript is spliced from 13 exons. Gene Ontology annotation, cellular component: plasma membrane. Gene Ontology annotation, biological process: intracellular signal transduction; cell surface receptor protein tyrosine kinase signaling pathway.